Molecule: messenger RNA, 1922 nt
Organism: Caenorhabditis elegans
Lineage: Eukaryota; Metazoa; Nematoda; Chromadorea; Rhabditida; Rhabditidae
Gene: vha-19
Product: V-type proton ATPase subunit S1
Cellular component (GO): membrane
Source: RefSeq, marked reviewed
AAUGAGGGUACUUUUUGCCGUUUUCUCGCUCAUCAUGGCGUGCCAAGCCUACGACGCCGUCCUCUUCUCCAAUUCCAGAGAAAUUGGAGGAACUCCAGCCGCUAAACUCGUCGAAUCGGCCACCGCUGAGGAGCCCGUCGUCUUCAUUGUUAACCCAGAUUUCACUCUUGGUCAAUUCUCGGUAAAAGCCAACGCCUACACAUCUGAACCAUCGGCCGAUUACUUGGCAAAAUCUGUCAAAAACAGCAAUUUCCACGAAUCUCAAUACUUUUCACAUCAAAUUGAGGCCACCCAAGCUCAAUGGCUCAGCAGCGCCGAUCAAUACUCGGCCGGUUCCCCAAUCUACAUUAUCUACGGAGAAGAAUGGACCUCAAUGGAGCAGCUCGCCGAGCAAUUAAUCUCAAAAAUCGAUAACUCUGUCGGAAUUAUCACCUCCACCGACGCUGUUGCUCACGAGAAAUCAAGCCGUGUCAAGCGUGUCGCCACCGAUGAAUUUAAUUCCGAUUCGGAAAAUUCCGCCGCCGCUGAAGCGAAUGGUGGAUUCCCAUUCCCACUGGUUAUUCCACCAUACAAUCAAACAUUUUAUUCUGUCAAACCAACCAACGGACACUCAUGUCUUUUCUAUUUGGAGGGUCUUACUGUUGUCGUCGAGCAGAAAAAGGAGAAAGUGCUCUACUAUGCCAAUGCUUAUAUUCCAGGCUCAAACUUCACGUGGGCCUACUCGGAAACCGAUGUAACCUGCCCGAAUGGAACAAUUGGAGAUUUCAUUUUUAAGAUUCAUCUCACCCUCGAAAACGAUAUUACUGGAAUGCAGGGUACCAGCAAGAAGGCUUUCACAAUGAAAAAAGGAGAUAAAAUCGAUUUUGACCUCACUUUUACUGGAGAUUUGUUUGGUUAUUGGGCACUUAACAAGGCUUCGGCCAGUAAUCUUGCUAUCAGUGGAUAUGAUCCAUAUAAGAGUGCCUCCGUUGACGGCAGCAAAGUGGUAAAUGGCUCAGCAACCCAAUACACAAAGCUUAACUCAGUCGCCGGAUGGUCGUUGGCCUGUGGACAAUCUCAAGCAGUCUUUUUCCCAACAAAUGAACAAUCCGUCCGAAUUGGUGUGGCUCUUAUGAACACUCAAAUUCAACUUUUCAACUAUCAAAACCCCGAAAAAUGGGUCGAAUCUGCCCAUUUCACACUACAAACCGAAGAUUGUACUGGAACAUUCUCCUCGGGAUCCUGGAUGGGAAUCGUAUCGGCACUUGUUCUGAUUGCUGGCCUAAUGUUCGGAUAUGUUAUGCUUCAGUCCGUUCAGACAAUGGAUAGAUUUGAUGAUCCAAAGCAGAGGCAAAUUGUCAUCAAUGUUAGAGAAUAAAUCGAUAAAUAUUUCCCGGUUUCUGCUGGAAUAGGCUGAAAAUUUGGUAAUUUUCCGUUGUGAUUUUCCACUAAAAAAGAGGAAAGAUUCGAGCCAAUUCUAAGCCUAUUUCAGCGAAAAAUUUUAUUUUUUCGUCAUUUUUGUUGAAAUUUUUAGUCAUUUUCCCUUCCUCCUUAUUUUUUUCCAUAUUUUAAGGGUCCUUUUUCUCGAAAUUUUUCUAUUUCUAUCUCUAGCUUCUCCUUCCAUUAAUCAUUCCAGUUACCUGAAUUGACGGUGACGUUCUCUUUCCUUUGCUUAAUUCUCCCUAUUUUUCACUUUUUUUCUUGUACCAAAAACAAAUUACAUCAAAAAAUCCCCCAGAAAUUUACUAAUAUAAAUCGAUUUUUGUGUGAAUUUUCCACUAGUUGUAAUGUAAAUAAAUACAAAAGUAGAUGUGUUUUUUUUUGUUGUGAAAUUUAAUGAUUUUCAGCCCAAAAUUUGGGACUUAUUAUAAUUUGAUUUAUUUUCUCAUCAUGUAUAACUUGAAGUCUGCAUUUUUAGUCACAUAAAUAGGAUCGGUGAAAAA